Triticum dicoccoides is the source of this 1673-nucleotide messenger RNA. RefSeq names its product UPF0481 protein At3g47200-like. NCBI's taxonomy places the organism in Eukaryota, Viridiplantae, Streptophyta, Magnoliopsida, Poales, Poaceae. The coding region runs from base 46 to 1533 and encodes 495 amino acids. The record is from RefSeq and is a predicted model, not a curated record. The transcript is spliced from 4 exons.
GGUAGGUAAGCAAGGUAGCUAGCUAGUACUACACUUGGUUCCAGGAUGUCGUGGGCGGUGGACAUGGAGAAGAAGCUCGACGACGCUGAGCAACCGGCUAAAGUGGAGAGAUGGUUGAAGCACUGCGUUUUCCGUGUCCCAUCGCGCUUUAAGAUGGCCAUUAUUGGAGGGGCGAGCUGCGUAUACAAGCCACAGACGGUGUCCCUUGGCCCAUUCCACCAUGGCGACAAGGACCUGAAACCCAUGGAGGAGCACAAGCUGAGGGCCGUCCGUCGCCUCCUUCACCGGCCCAACUGCAAGACAACCCUUGCCGAGCUCAUCGCCGUCGUGGAAGAGGUGGCCGACGACCUGCAGGAUGCCUACAUGGACCUAGGCCAAGAGUGGCAGGGCAAGGAGAACAGGGGCAAGUUCCUAGAAAUGAUGAUCACGGACGGCUGCUUCCUGCUAGAGGUGAUGAGGACAGUUGCCGCCAUGUAUCAGGAAAAUGGAUCCAUUUUCAUGGCCGUGGCCGACAAGCACGGUGACCCCGUCUUCAGCAAGCACGGAAUUCAGCACAUCAAGCCAUUCGUCCAACGCGACAUGCUCAUGAUCGAGAACCAACUCCCACUGAUGUUGCUCCAGAAGAUCGUUGCAGCCGAGGAGGGCAAACCACCGAGCACGGCUUCGAUAAAUUUCAUGGUGCUUAAGUUCCUGGAAAGAGAAGAUGUCCCGGAAGGGCUCAACCUAGGACUCCACCCGCUUGACAUCUACCGGACGAGCUGGCUCAAGGCAGGGAUGAAGACAAGGGGCGACAAACAAGGGCAAUGCCACCCACAAGGCCUCCUCAAGAUAAAAAGCUGGAUGCAUUCAUGCUUCAAGGCCCGCCAACAUAAUAUUCAUAGGGACAGGGGUGUGGAGACAGAGACCGGGGCAUCGCGUCUUCCCCAAACAACUAUGCAUCCGCAGAGAGUGGUGCCACGGUCGGCGUGGAAGUUGUCUGAGGCAGGCAUUCAGUUCGUGCCCAGCAACACGAGCUGUCUUGACGACAUUAACCUGGAUAACUGGACGCUCUACAUGCCCAAGGUACUUAUAGACGACUCGACCGCCUACAAGUUCCACAACAUGAUGGUGUUCGAGGCGAUGCACGUGGGCACCAAAAACGACGUGACGGCGUACGUGUUGUUCGUAAAGGACCUCGUGGAUUCCACCGACGACGUGCGCCUGCUGGUGAAGAAGAUGAUCCUGGAGCAUGACCUUGCCGACGACAACGCUGCCGUGGUGAGGCUCUUCAACGGCCUCACCAAGGAUGUGUACGAGAACCAGAAGAGUCAAUUGUGCCGCGUGCAUGAUGACCUGGUGCACCACUACACCAAUCACCGUGCGCGUGUCAACAUGUACGAGUGGUGGGCACGCCUUAGGAGCAAGUACUUCAAGAGCCCCUGGACGGCCCUUGCCCUUCUUACCGCCGUCCUGCUCCUGGUCGGAGACAUCGUGCAGUCCGUGUAUGCAGUCCUAGACUAUGAUCCCAAAAAGGCCAAACCCAAAAUGGAUUAAUCGGAGAGAUGCUUUUGUCUUGUCGCAUUGUUUCCCAGCAAGUUGAAGUGGAAGAAAUCCAAGUGGUAUCCCUUGUGUUAUUUACUCUCGCACGGUGCUUAUUCGGUCCUCAAAAUAUAUCGAUGCACAUUGUUAUGAUG